Messenger RNA from Hemicordylus capensis (graceful crag lizard), 1510 nucleotides. RefSeq lists its product as uncharacterized. The record is from RefSeq and is a predicted model, not a curated record. Bases 1 to 1044 code for a protein of 347 amino acids. NCBI's taxonomy places the organism in Eukaryota, Metazoa, Chordata, Lepidosauria, Squamata, Cordylidae. The transcript has 7 exons.
AUGCACCAAAAGCAUCCUAUACUUUCUCUCAGAUCCAGGCAGCUGUAUGAUGCCACUCUGUGUCUGGAUUCUCCGCUCUGCAAUGGUGCUGUUCCUCUUGAUCUCAGUACCCAUCUUCAACUACUUCUUGAAGAAAAGAAGCUGCUUCUUGGUCAGUCCCAGAAAACUCCACCAGAAGUCAAAUCUGGCUCCAGUCCCAGCUGCCUCUGGGAAGCGCACAUGCUGAAGGCAUCCCUCUUCUUCUACCGUUGCUCGCUUGCAACUGAUCAGUUUUCCCUUUCUACCUCCUCCAUUUCUGUUGGAACUGAAAACUCAGGUCCUUUUCAGGCAACUGCCCAACUGUGGAGGCCCUGCCUUCUACUCUUCACCACCAGGAGGCAACCUGCUGGGCCAUGCUGGCCCAUCCUGGUCUGUGGGUUCCUGGGUGUCCUGACUCUCCCUGGAAACCAUGUAAGGUCCCAGCUGGCUUUGCCUGUACCCAGGAGCUGUACUGCCUCUGUCUUCUUGGCCCCACGACCGGGUGCUUUGUUUGCAACUCACUGGUGUUUGGGGAAAGCUGUUGAUGACACAGACCUUGGGCUCUGCAACUCUACAGGUGAACUUCCUGCUCCUUCAAUUUUCCUGAAUAAAGCUUCUGUUCAAGAGGAAGAAUCGGUCUCACUGCUAUGUAUAGCUCCUCAAAACUUGUUGGUGACCAGAUUUUUUAUCUGUAAAAAUGGACAUCCCAUCUCAUCUCGCAAAGCAACAUCCAAUACUCAUACGUACAUACUCCAUAUCUCACAGGAGAGUGCAGGCCAAUAUUCCUGUGGGUAUCAAAACAAGUAUGGAAAUAACCAAGAGAAGACAUCUGCCCUCAGUGUUGCUCAAAAACUGAUGGUCCUGCCAAAUAAUAAAGAACUGCCCAAUGAUAGCAUCAGCAGUACUGGCAACCAUAUGAUGCCACUCUACAUUUGGAUUCUUCGCUCUGCAGUGGUGCUUCUCCUGCUGUUCUCAGCACCAAUCUUCAAUUUCUUCUUGAAGAAAGGAAGCUGCUUCUUAGUCUGAACAACAGACCUGCCCUGAAAGUACAACUUGGCUCCUGUCCUGGAUUGAUCAUGCUUCUUGCUUACCUACUCAUUCACCAAUGGCACAGUUUGUCAACUGGUGGUCUGCAGCCUCAGUCUCUUGCCUCUGAUGGCUUCCUCUUUGGUCCCCAAAAUAGCUCCAAGUCCCUAAAUAUGCUCAAGAGCUACUCACUACUAUGUGUUAACCAAGGCAGAAGCAAAUGGAGAUGAAGGGGGAAACUCUGUUAUGUCCCCAGAUGCUCAGAUCAGAAUAUGCUCCCUCUGCGAAUCAAAAUGUUGACCAUCAAUUUACAUCUGUCUCAGAUCUUGUUUGAUGUAUGGAGUUCACCUGAUCAUACUUACAAGAAUAACCUCCUUUAGUAUGUCUGGAAAAGAAUCUUGGUUUGAUAAUGCUGGAAAUAAAUUCAUUUGUCAAUGUUAAGGGAAUUGUCAUUCAGCGAAUAAGA